GCCACUCAACAUCCAUCCAACUGCGAGCUAGCAAUGUCGACCAUGUCCUGCUCGUCCAACUUAUCCAUGUACGCCCGCUCUCUCCCCAGCCUGAGCGUGCCGCCUCCCCGCCUGCUCCUCCAGCAACGACCUCCGGCAGCCAGCUGCGCUGCGUACAGCUAUCGGCCACGACGCCCAUCACACGUCACGUCGGCGGUCUCGACAGAUGAAGCGCCGCCAGCGAAUAAGGAGAAGAAGGCGGCAUCCUUCGUCGGAGAUAUGGAGCGCGGCACCCUUGCGGAGGAGUCCGGCCGGUCCGACGGGGAGCUGACGUCGCGGUGGCGGGAGAUCCACGGCUGCAACGACUGGCAGGGCCUUCUGGACCCCAUCGACAAGACGCUCCGCGGGGAGCUGAUCCGGUACGGCGAGUUCGCGCAGGCGUGCUACGACUCCUUCGACUACGACCGCUACUCCCGCUACGCCGGCAGCUGCAGAUACCCGAAGGAGUCCUUCUUCUCCGACGUCGGCCUUGCCGGCGUCGGCUACGAGGUCACUCGCUACCUCUAUGCUACCUCGCACAUUAGCUUCCCAAGCUUCGGCAUCCGGAAGCACAACCCUAGCGACGACAGGAUGUGGAGCGAGACUGGCACCUUCAUCGGCUUUGUGGCCGUGUCGACCGACGAGGAGACGGCCCGGAUCGGCCGCCGGGAUAUCGCCGUUGCUUGGCGCGGCACCGUGACACGGCUGGAGUGGAUCGCCGACCUGACCGCGUUCCUCAAGCCGCUCAGCCAGUUUGGGCUGCCGUGCAGAGACCCGAGGGUAAAGGUGGAAGAGGGGUUCGCCGAACUCUACACCAGCAAAAACCCGGACUGCAAGUAUUGCAAGUACUCGGCGCGGGAGCAGGUGCUCGCCGAGGUGCGGAAGCUGGUGGAGCGGUACGCCGGGCAGGGUGAGGAGGUGAGCGUGACGGUCACCGGCCACAGCCUCGGCAGCGCGCUGGCCAUGAUAAACGCCUUCGACAUCGCCGAGACGGGCGCCAACGUGUCCCCAUCGGCCGGCGGCGCCAAGGCGCCGGUGUGCGUCUUCUCCUUCUCAGGCCCGCGCGUGGGGAACACCAAGUUCAGAGAGCGGUUCGAGGGGGAGCUGGGCGUGAAGGCGCUGCGCAUCCUCAACGUGCAUGACACGGUGCCCAAGGUGCCCGGCGUGUUCACCGAGGCGGUCCUCCCGAUGCCGCUGCUGCGCGCCGCAGACGCGCUGGGGCUGCCAAGCGUGUACUCCCACAUCGGCGUGGAACUGGCGCUCGACCACAGCCUGUCGCCCUUCCUCAAGAACACAUUGGACCUGGCUAACUACCACAACCUUGAGGCGCACCUCCACCUUCUGGACGGCUUUGUGGGUCGGGCACGGGAGUUCAAGCUCGGCGGCAGAGACCCGGCGCUGGUGAACAAGGCGGCGGACUUCCUGAGGGACGAGCACAUGGUGCCGCCCGGGUGGCGGCAGGAUGCAAACAAGGGCAUGGUCAGGUCAGAGGAUGGGAGGUGGGUGCUACCGCAUCGCCCGAGGCACGUCGAGGACCACCCGGAUGACACCGAUGUCCACCUCGCGCAGCUUGGCCUCGUGCCCGCCAGUUGA
This is a messenger RNA of Triticum dicoccoides, 1611 nucleotides long. Its product is annotated as phospholipase A1-Igamma1, chloroplastic-like. NCBI's taxonomy places the organism in Eukaryota, Viridiplantae, Streptophyta, Magnoliopsida, Poales, Poaceae. Gene Ontology annotation, biological process: lipid metabolic process. The transcript has a single exon. The record is from RefSeq and is a predicted model, not a curated record. Gene Ontology annotation, molecular function: glycerophospholipase activity. Bases 34 to 1611 code for a protein of 525 amino acids.